AUGUCUUCAUUCAACCCACUUACCUCAAUUUUGAACCAAAACAAGUUAGAAGGACCGAAUUAUGUUGACUGGAAAAGGAACCUUGAUAUUGUCCUAACUGCUGAAGGUUACAAAUUUGUAAUCACUGAGGAGUGCCCAGAAAAACCUGAAAAUGCUACUGAUGAUCAGCAUCAGUCUAUGGGGUCUGCUUAUGAUAUGCUCGAAAGUCUCAAAGAGAUGUUCGGUGAGCAAAAUCGUGCAGCUAAGCAGACAGCCAUGAAAGCCCUUUUGAACACCAAGAUGGCUGAAGGAUCAUCGGUCAGGGACCAUGUUCUGAGGAUGAUGAGUCUUCUGAAUGAACUGGAGGUCCUUGGAGCUGUGAUUGAUAAGGAGUCUCAAGUUGAGAUGGUCCUGCAGACUCUGCCUGACAGUUUUCAACAGUUUCGCAUGAACUAUAAUAUGAACAAAAUGGAUUUGUCACUAGCGAAAUUGUUGAAUGAGCUGCAAGCGGCAUAA
Messenger RNA from Nicotiana attenuata, 495 nucleotides. RefSeq lists its product as uncharacterized. NCBI's taxonomy places the organism in Eukaryota, Viridiplantae, Streptophyta, Magnoliopsida, Solanales, Solanaceae. The record is from RefSeq and is a predicted model, not a curated record. The transcript has 2 exons. The coding region runs from base 1 to 495 and encodes 164 amino acids.